Messenger RNA from Anolis carolinensis (green anole), 643 nucleotides. It is a transcript of the gene pigbos1, whose product is annotated as PIGB opposite strand 1. The record is from RefSeq and is a predicted model, not a curated record. The transcript has 2 exons. Lineage: Eukaryota; Metazoa; Chordata; Lepidosauria; Squamata; Anolidae. Bases 1 to 219 code for a protein of 72 amino acids.
AUGUUCCGUGGGCGGGGCUUCCCGCAGUUGCUCCUGGCCGCCAUUUUGGGCGUCUCCAGCGGCGUCUACGUCUGGAAGCCCGUUUUCCAGAAAGAGGAGGCGGAGCGGGAAGAGGCAGGCCCCGCCCAGAAAGGGGAGGAGCGGAUGGAGGCAGGCCCCGCCCAGAAAGGGGAGGAGCGGAAGGAGGCAGGCCCCGCCCAGAAAGGGGAGGAGCGCUAGCACGACACGCGUCGGGAAAGAGCGCCCUGCGCGUCUGAAUGGCGUUCCUCGCCUCCAGGGCCCCUCGGUGCGUGUUUCGGGCUGUGGAAGGAAGAACCCGCCUCGGGAGGCGCCGCGGCGUGGAAACCUAGAGAUGGAGCCCCGCCUGGGCAGGACUGGCCCGAGACGAGGCUCCCUCCCUGCCGCAAGGGACGCCGGGAGCUGUAGUCCGGAAGUAGGCUGCUAAUAAAUGCGCUGGUCAUCCCUGAUUGCAAAUGUCCGACUUGCAAACAACUGAGGGGCAAACCUGAGGAAGCCUGCCAUAGAUGUGAGCGAAAUGUCAGGAGAGAAUGCUUCUGGAACACGGCCAGACAGCCCGGAAAACACACAACAACCUUGAAAGCCUUCGACAACAUAUAUUAUAAUAGUACUAUUCUCAUUAUUA